Messenger RNA from Anisakis simplex (herring worm), 451 nucleotides. NCBI's taxonomy places the organism in Eukaryota, Metazoa, Nematoda, Chromadorea, Rhabditida, Anisakidae. The record is from the annotation of a GenBank genome assembly.
AUGGCUCCCCCAAAGAAAGGAAAGCAAGACAGAAAGUCAAGAAGUGCUAUGAGUAAUGUGGUCACUCGAGAAUACACCGUCAAUCUGCAUAAACGCAUAUUCGGAGUAGGCUUCAAGAAUCGUGCACCACGUGCAAUUGAUGAAGUGCGUAAGUUUGCAGAGCAACAAAUGGGAACUAAAGAUGUUCGCAUUGACACACGACUCAAUAAAUUCUUAUGGUCGAAGGGAAUCAAGAACGUACCAUACCGAGUUCGUGUUCGUUUGGCACGUCGUCUGAAUGAUGAUGAGGACUCACCCUAUAAACUCUACACCUUGGUAACGCACGUGCCAGUGACAAGUUUCAAGAAGUUGACGACAAUGAAUGUUGACGGUGAAGAACAGUAAAAAGAUCGAUUCUGGACAUUUUCAUCGUUGUUGUUGUUAUAUGUGAAUUGUUAAAAGUGAAUCCUCU